AUGACGAUCCAUUCACACCUGUCCACACAAAUCAAAGAGGCUCAAUGGGAGGCCUUGCAACCGGAAAAUGUGACGGGUGAGGCAUUAAGAGGAAUGGAUAAAAACCUAGAAGUCAAAAACGACGGAGUUCGUUACCUCAUGAACCGAAUCUGGACACCGAAGUUCGGUGGUUUCCGAGACGUCAUCAUGAACGAAGCACACAAGACUCGAUACUCCAUCCACCCAGGUUCAGAUAAGAUGUAUCUGGAUCUCAAGAAGUUGUACUGGUGGCCAAACAUGAAAGCCGAAAUCGCUACCUAUGUAGGCAAGUGUUUGACUUGCGCCAAAGUCAAAGUAGAAUAUCAGAAACCCUCAGGACUACUACAACAGCCUGAGAUACCUGAGUGGAAGUGGGAACGGAUAACCAUGGACUUCAUAACCAAGCUACCCAAGACCACGGGCGGGCUUGAUACCAUAUGGGUAAUCGUAGACAGAUUGACCAAAUCAGCGCACUUCCUGCCGAUAAAGGAAACCGACAAGAUGGAGAAACUGACUAGGACGUACAUCAAAGAGAUUGUACGACUGCAUGGCGUGCCAAAAUCCAUUAUCUCAGACAGGGAUAGUCGAUUUACCUCGCGAUUCUGGCAAUCACUUCAGAAGUCCUUGGGAACUAGACUGGACAUGAGUACAACCUAUCACCCACAAACCGACGGGCAAAGUGAGAGGAUUAUUCAGACGCUAGAAGACAUGCUUAGAGCGUGUGUGAUAGACUUUGGUAAAGCUUGGGAUACCCAUUUACCACUUGUCGAAUUCUCGUACAAUAACAGUUAUCACACUAGCAUCAAGGUUGCACCAUUCGAAGCCCUCUAUGGCCGCAAGUGCAGGUCACCUCUGUGCUGGGCUGAAGUAGGUGACACGCAACUAGCUAAGGGACAAGUCCCUAAUAGCACCCUCACUGGCCCGGAGAUAAUAAGAGAAACUACAGAGAAGAUUCUUCAAAUCCGAGAACGAUUAAAAGCUUCUAGAGACAGACAAAAAAGUUACGCAGAUAACAGACGAAAGCCUUUGGAAUUCCAGGUUGGGGAUCGUGUGCUGUUAAAGGUCUCACCCUGGAAAGGUCUAAUAUGUUUCAGCAAGCGAGGAAAGCUGAACCCUAGAUAUAUCGGACCAUUCGAAAUCCUUGCCAGGAUUGGCCCGGUAGAAUAUAAACUACGUUUGCCACAUGAACUUAAUAACGUACAUCCUACCUUCCACGUAUCGAACUUAAAGAAAUGUCUAUCCGACGAGACCCUCGUGAUACCACUCGACGAAAUUGAAAUCAACGAGAGUCUCCAGUUCGUGGAAGAACCGGUAGAAAUCAUGGAUCGAGAGAUCAAAAGAACAAAGCAAAGUCGUAUUCCAUUGUAA
Molecule: messenger RNA, 1386 nt
Organism: Lactuca virosa
Lineage: Eukaryota; Viridiplantae; Streptophyta; Magnoliopsida; Asterales; Asteraceae
Source: the annotation of a GenBank genome assembly